Messenger RNA from Manduca sexta (tobacco hornworm), 7048 nucleotides. It is a transcript of the gene PlexA, whose product is annotated as acyl-CoA:lysophosphatidylglycerol acyltransferase 1-like. The record is from RefSeq and is a predicted model, not a curated record. Gene Ontology annotation, biological process: semaphorin-plexin signaling pathway involved in axon guidance; negative regulation of cell adhesion; positive regulation of axonogenesis. NCBI's taxonomy places the organism in Eukaryota, Metazoa, Arthropoda, Insecta, Lepidoptera, Sphingidae. The transcript is spliced from 8 exons. Gene Ontology annotation, cellular component: semaphorin receptor complex; endomembrane system. Gene Ontology annotation, molecular function: protein binding; semaphorin receptor activity; acyltransferase activity. The coding region runs from base 447 to 1574 and encodes 375 amino acids.
GGCUGCAUUCGGCUUUUGUCGGGUCAGUCACGCCUAGACUCGUUCGAAAAGCGAAACCGAAAUCAUUCCACGGCGAUGUACGAAGACUGAUGCUCUUGUCGUGGACUUUAGUGCAAACGUGCUAUUUUACUCAUUGAACGGGCUUUGAUAUUCGUAAAAGUUAUUUUUUUAAUAUAAUGUUGUGAUUUUAACCGUCGCUUGUGGUGAUAAGUGUUUCAAUUACAUAUAAGUGGAAAAUUAUACAAAGAUUGUGUGUGGUGCAUUUGUGUUCAACAUUUAACUUAUUCUGGAUUCCAAAGGAUUGUUUUCGUACAACAGAGAGCUAAUCAAUAAAAAGGUCUCGGCCACACGCCCCGCGCUGUCACCGCACUAUGAGAGUGCCCCUCACACGCUUAUGAUCUCGAUAUAGAACAGAAUCACACUCGAAGCCCGCUGCGUACCCAACAAUGGCAUUCCUUCGGUACGUGCGGAUCGUGGCGCGGACGACAUUCGCGGUCGUCAACAACCUAUACUGCAUCCCCGCCUACGUGCUCUGGAUGAUGGCGCUGCGCCUCGUCAGACCCUUGUACGCACCACUCUAUUGGAAGAUUGAGGGGCUCAUGUACCACUGGCUGCUGGCGAUGGUCUCCCUCUGGUCGUGGACGGCAGGAUACGAAAUAAUGGAGACUGGGGACGAGCCAGCGGCCUGCAGCGGGCGCCGGACCUUGGUCCUGGCGAACCACCAGAGCACCGCCGAUGUACCCAUGCUGAUGUCCGCGUGGAACCCCCGCCCCGGCGUGCUGCCGAAUCUCAUGUGGAUCAUGGACCGAGUGUUCAAGUUCACCAACUUCGGCAUCGUCAGCGUGCUGCACGAGGACUUCUUUAUACAAGCGGGUAAAGCGAAACGCGACCAGUCCUUGGAAGAGCUCCGACAGCACAUUCACCGAUUCUACAUGCCGUUGGGCAGGCAGUUCAUGGUUCUGUUCCCGGAGGGGGGCUUCUUGCAUAAGAGAAGGGAGGUCAGUCAAAGGUUCGCGGAGAAAAACAAUCUGCCCAAGUUAGAAUAUGUGUCGCUGCCGCGCGCGGGCGCUAUGAAGGUGAUCAUGGAGGAGAUCGGACCAAGGAGAGACGAAGGCGCCAGCACCUCCAAGGAGAACGCUAAGAAAGACGAUAACUUCAACAAGAGUCCCAGGACUAAAAUGAUCAUCGACAACAAGGUCGGUGACAGCAUCGAGUGGAUACUGGAUGUGACCAUCGCGUACCCUGACAGGAUCCCCCUGCACCUGCAGGAUGUGGUGUGCGGCAUCCGACCGGCUUGCACCACGCAUUUGCACUACAGGCUUUAUCCUAGUAGCGAGGUCCCAUCGGACACAGAAGGCAUGACCCAAUGGUUAUACGAUAGGUUUAUAGAAAAGGAUGCGAUGCUCGAAGAGUUCUACAAGACGGGCAAGUUCCCAUCGAAGGGCUCAGGGCCGUACGUGGUCAGGCAAGUGAGACAGGACAAUCUACGUUACCUGAUCCUUCAUUCGUUCUUCAUAGCGUCCACUUUCCUACAAUAUAAUAUAUUCAAUGCGUUGUGGAGUUACUUUUGGUAAGAAUUUGGGUACGUGAGAUAUCUUUUCAGAAUAAUCAGUCGACUGAUGAUGGACUGUCAGUACGGUUCGUCAGUUCACAGCGACUGAUGUUUCAGUCGAUGCCCUAGGUUUGUAAGGAACCAAUCGAUUUGUGUAAGUUCGCACAACUUUCACCAAAUCGUUUAGGGCUAUGCCAUUUGGAGCAAUAGAAUAUGCGAGAUUAUCUUUUUUUGUGUAAGAUCAAUUUGUUUUAGCAUCCAACCAGGCUACCUCUACGAAUCUCCGUGAAUUCUUAUUUAUAAUGCGACCAUCUAACACAUCUCUGAAAAGAUAUUUCACUUUAGCAACAUUUUAUAUUUCGACGAUUAAAUGUGAAAAUUGAAUUGCUUUUGAACACCAACUGGUAACAACGAAAUAUAAUUAAGUACCAUAGAUGGAAAACAGUCUUUAUCUAGCACUUUCUGAAGGGAUCAAACAUUAACGGUUUCUAUAAAAAAUUGUUGAUGUCCAAAAGCGAUUUAAUGUAAUUUGUGAAGUGUGUGGGCGGAAGUACAUUUUUAGUUUUAAUUUUUUGUGUACUUGUGGAAUUGUAUUUUUUAAGUUUUUUUUUUUUAGUUUAGUAAGUACUUCUGCGUAAGGUUACCUCAGUUAGAGUUUGACAUAUCGAGAGAGCCCUCGAUUUUUUUGUGCCUUGGGCACGGUAAAAUAAUUGUAUCGACCAAUAGCACUUUCUUAUAUUGCAGCAUUAAGAUUAGCACACGUGUUUACAACCGGUAUUUUGCCGCUUUAGAAAUUCCGGUAACCGGAAAAUUCUCGUGUACUCCCUGUAAUGCUGCAAACGUGUUUAUCAAAGCGUGCUGUGACAAACAAGUCAAUAUUUAAGUGAAAAUAUCUUUAGCAUAGUUGUCGUGCUUUGCGCCGUACCAAAUUUCGAAUCCCUCGUGACAAUAAUAGACGAGUUACUUAUCUUCACUUUUAUCACGUUUCACGUUCUAUCUAAUCAGAUUCUCUCGCUUCGUACUUUGAAUUUGAAAAAAUCGAAUUUUAUACGAAGGAUUCUCGAGUCAAUUCGUGUCCGGAAUUUUUAAUGUUGUGGAAGAGGUGCGCGCGCGUUACUUUAUGAUGCCUGAUGAUUAAACUGAUUCAAUUAUUAACAAGAAUCUGAUUUUCGGAUAGAAAAACGAAAGUUCACUAUCGGGCAAAUGUUACUUCAUUAAUGGGAAAUCAGAGCCACAUUUCGCUUUUUCUGUUCGAAAAAAUAAUUUCUUCUGGGCUCAAAUUAUAAUUAAAUUUCCGGACAACGACCCUUGCUCAUUCCGGUUAAUGAACCGGAAAUUCUGCGCUUACAUACAAUAAUUUAAAACCGGCUUUAUUUUACGCGUUACUUCGUACUAAGGAACAUGAGGUUUUUCGAUGUCUAAGCUAGGUUAAGUCACUGUACUAAUAACAUUUAGCCGAUUUAAGCGUCACCGUUUUUGUUGUAAAAUGUGGGGAAUCGUUCCUUUAUUAAUAGCUUAUAAUUAUAAUGUACAGUAUAAAGCAAAGUGUACACAGUAUGUAAACUAGCAUUUGUAACGUGUUUGGUAAUGUAAUAAAAUAUGUGUAAAUUGUCGAAAAUUUAAAACUUAUUGUAUAAAUAAUGUAAGGUGUGUCGAGGUAUGGGUGGUUCUCGUCGUUGGAAAUCGAACACGUUUUGUUCAACAGAGUAAGAUUAAGGAAUAGUAAUGACUAGCUGACAUUAACGAAGCUAGGCCGGCUUCACGUGCCAACCAACUCCAACAGUGACAAUUAAUAUGUAAGUUUGUCGCAAUAUUAAAAAACAUAUCUCUUACGCGUUUUUAUUUGCUUAUAGAGUCGUAAAUGAUGCACAAAAUGUGUUCAUUUUUAACAAUUAUCAAUGUUCUAAUCGCUUUGACUGCCCAUUGUUCAUUAUUUUUCACACGCGAUGAGUUUACAUACUGUCAUGAAUAUAUUUAAGUAACUAUAUGAAUUUGAAAAGUCCUAUGCCAAAACUUAUUUGCCGUAAGUGCCUAGGCUUAUUAAAGUGAUUGAUGUUUUAUUAGUAUCAUAUUACGGUAUAUUUGCGUUAAAAUUUCAUGGCAUUGUCUAUUGGUUUUAAGUGUUAAGUUCGAAAUUAUUUCUUAUAACAUUCGCAAUAAAGGUUAUGUUUAGAAUUGAUUCGCAAAUAUUCCCGUAUACAGUGUUGUGUUACAUGGCGGCUUAAUUAUUUAAACAGUUAUUUUAAUUAAUAGUACAUCAUUUAAUUAAAUAAUUUUUAUUGUUAUAAAGUAUAUAACACUUUCUAUUACAUAUUUUCUCCAACUCAGAACAUGAAUAUGAUGUACAAGGUAAAUAGUAUUAUAUCUAUUAUUCUUGCGUAUUGAAAUAUUUAUGUUUGUCGAAAUAUAAGAAGUCCAAGUGAAUGAUAGGGUUUCGAAUAACAAACUUAAGUCAUGUUAAAUAUCAGUAUAUUGACGCAUUUACCCUUAUUUUAUUUAUCUAUAUGAUUCAAGUAAAGUAUGAAUAUGUAUUUGUGGUAUAAAAUGAAACUGUUCGUAUUGAUGUUGUGGUAUGAAACCAGGAACCAAUGGGCGUUUCAAUAUAUUGAGAAGAUGUUAAAUAAACAAGUUUACUAUGGCGUGAUACGAUAUCCGAAUAGAAUACUUAUUUGCGAAGAUUCUAGGUCUCAAAUUUUGUCUGAAAGCGAAGUUAAAUCAUCUUUUUUUUUCGCUACCAAUUCCGACAAUAUUUACCAUCAGGCAAACGAGUCGUGUGUAAUUCGGUCGUAAAAUUCAAUAAUGCUCACGAGCUAGGGAGUCUAACAAGGAAUAAUUACACCUUAUUAAACCAGAUUUUUUUUCUUGAAUUAAUACCGGCUAAUUACAUUUUAUCACUUAAAAUAUAUCCGUCAUGAUCCCUAAUUGAUUAAACGCAUGAUAUACCGCCCGUUCGGAUUAAUAGGGCAUUAUUAACACUUACCGGUCAUUACGAAGUUGAGUGGAUCGGACAAUUAAGUGAUCAAUUUGUCACAUUAUUCGGUAAUUGCUGUAAGUACGUCUUAUUCUCGUACUCUCUUACAUACAAUGUGGGUGAUGAAGUCGUUUUUAGUUAUAUUUUGUGAUUUUAAUUACAAUUGAUUGUGGAGAGCGUGAUAUUUCCGGAAUGAUGACGGUGAUUUUCGUAAUGAUUGAUGUAAACGCCAAGAUUAAAGAGAUGGAACACGUUACGCUAAUAUUGCUAAAGACCGGAAUUGUCAUAUGAACUAGAGGCGCGUCAAGUCAUUUGCACCCGAAUGCAUAACGGUGCUAAAAAGUGCGUCACCGUGAAUUAUGGUCGGCAUGUUGAGCAACAUGUUGCUACAAUUGCUGCCAAUACACGGCUAUCAUAACUAAAGUAUCGCUAUCCAAAACAUGUCAGCAGCAAGCAUAUGUAUCUUAAUUUCUAAAAUGCCAUUUUUUUUCUUAUUUGGGUUAAUGUUUAGGCAAAUGUGAUUGUCUUUCGGUAAUUGUUGUUAUUUUUAACGAGUUAAGUUUGUCAAAUGUUAGUUGAUAAGUUUAAGUUAAUGCGAGUAACAAAACUUUUGUGAUGCUUUGUAAUGUGUUUAUAAUGACUUUUGUGUUAUGUUUAUUUGUAAGACUAGUCCGUAUUGGCGACUUGGAGCGAUUCAAAACAGAGCCCGAUGGCGAUUUAUAUUGGCUUUUUCUAUUGGACCAAGUGAAGUAUUCUAAUUGAAGAUAAAUACUAACAAUGGCCGUUGGUCGCCGCUGUUAUGUGAAACUAGAAAGGUUUGAAAUCGAUUCCUAAGCGUAAGAAUCCUUAUUACGAGAAGUAGAAUUCCUAGAUCGUUAUAACGUUUUCGAUUAUUGAAAAUCAAAUUAUGGAAAGUUUACUCUUAUUCAUUAAGGUUGGUGGGAUCAUUUAUCAUCAGCUGACUCCACCGCUUGUUAGCCACCUAUUAAAAAAAUUAAGACGGGUUUUAAUAAUAAGCACCGUAUUUUUUUUUAUUACACGCUGUUUCAUUGCACUGUACUUACCAUUAUAACUUGUUACACUUGUACGAAAAAAAAGCUUUCAAUUAUAAUUAAAUGUUAAUUUUUUUGCAAAAAAUAACAACGGUCCAUAAUUCUUUUUUUUUGUACCAUUUUUUGAUAUACAAUAUAGUUAUUAUAUAGCAAAUACUAUUCCAAUACGUAAAUAUUUCAAUACUCAUUUUUUUUUUUAUCUUUUAAACCAUGAUUAGAUUGUAAAGUAUGAAUUUUUAAAAUAUUUAGCCAAGUCGCCAAUAUUAAAGUCACCUUUCCCUCUAAUACCCAUAUUCCAAGUCAUAAAAACAUAUCUCGAUGAUACUGCACAACCGGAAUAAAUAUAAUAAUUUUUCCCGGUGUCAAAAUUUUCCGAUAGAUAACAUGUGUCCUAAGCUUAAAUUUAUUUUGGCAAAUGUAUUGUUGCUUAAAAAUAAAUAAAGAUUAAUAUAGUAUAGAUUGUUGGCUUCGUCGUAAUCGUUAUGUCGGCUUACAUAUCUAUCUAAAAAUGUAAAAUGCCUCUUGUAUGAUAGUGCUCUUACAUUUACGACAAAAAGUAAUGUAAAUCAUUUUUUUCGAAAUUUUUUAAGCAAUGAUACAUUAAUAAUAAAUAAAGCAAACUGUUAAGUGAGAUAACGCAGUAUUGCAGAUGAGUCUUGUGAAAAUGGAUAUAAUCCAACAUAAAUGGUGAUUUUUAUUAGUCAAUUUUUUUUUGUUUUUAAUUAUUAUCGCAAUAAAAAAUCCAAAAAAAAAAUAAAGGCAAUUUUUUUGGUCAUGCCAAUGUUAAUUAAAAAAAGUGCGAGUCCUUACUUAUAAAAUUAAAUUAAUAUUGAAAAUAUUUUCAAUUUAAUAUAGUAUAUUAUGAUUUAGGAACAUGGCCAAUGAUUUAAUUAUAAUAAUAAUGCAUUAAGGGGAAAAUAUUAUUUUUAAUUGGGCAUAUUUUUUUGACUUUAUAAAUCAUUUGCCAUUUAAUCAUCCUUCAACAUCAUUUUCGGAUUUAAUGCGGCUCUGAUUUCCAAUAGCUUAUAUAAAAAAAAAAAAACAUCCGAAAAUGUAUGUAUGAUUCAUGUGGAAUAUAUCCUAAUUAUUACCGAAUUAUUGUCAACCUGCCCUUUAUAACUUCAUGUUUGAUGUGUAUAUGUCACUUGAUGUGAUUGAGUCGUGCUCGAACGUCUUGAGACUAUUUUGGGACAGAGGCUUAUCGUUAAGCCUAUGCAAGUCAUAAGUAAUUUAAGACUUAAAUGGGUGAUCCUAGCCGUUGGAAUAUAGUCUCAAAAAUGUAUAAACGGUUAGUAUUACUCAAUACUUAUAAUAUCGAAGUAAUCCAGUACUUAUUUGAGUCUAUUUCGGUCCCAAACGGGUCUCACCGCGGUCGAGUUUGAGCCCAAUAAGGCAGGACGCUUGGCUCGCUGUGUAUAUACUUGCGGACUAUGUUCCACAUUUUUUGUCAAUAAAGCACGUUUGUGGCACUCA